Zerene cesonia (dogface butterfly) is the source of this 559-nucleotide messenger RNA. RefSeq lists its product as uncharacterized. The coding region runs from base 203 to 496 and encodes 97 amino acids. The record is from RefSeq and is a predicted model, not a curated record. The transcript has 4 exons. NCBI's taxonomy places the organism in Eukaryota, Metazoa, Arthropoda, Insecta, Lepidoptera, Pieridae.
UUUUGAUGAAAAUUGGAAAUGUAUUUGAAUCUAUAUUUCAUUAAACACAGAAUUUCAUAAAACAAAUAUUCUUUGUGAUAUAUUCUAGUCGAGAAUCGAAUUUCGUUACGUUGUUUAAAAUUGAAAUUGAAAAUAAAGUCUUAACUUUAUCCAUUCAUUAAUUUUCAGUAUAAUUAGUCGCUUUAUAAAAUUCAUUAGAAAGAUGAAUAACUCAGCAGCAAAGGUGGGUGAAAUUUUUACCGAGGCUGGUGCAGCUUUUAAUCGACUUGCUGAAAUGACAAUGCUAUUACAUCCUUUAGCGGACCAGUCAACUAGUUCUCAUACCAAAACACCAGUGAAACGAAAAGCUGCAGAUGAGAGACUGCCUACUGCGGGGAGUUCUGGCCAGGUAACAUUGAACAUGCUCAAUGCACAAGAGACAGAAAUGGAUACGGAAGAAAUGGGUGGCGAUGUGAAAUUAGAAUUUGAGUCAAGCACUGAAGAAGUAGCAACUUAAGAAUAUAUAUGUAGAAAUUUUUUCAUUUUUGAUGUGCUUCUUCUGAAUAUAGUAGUUCAGUUG